AGAAAUCUAUGAAGGCUGGAACUGCUGAUAAAAAAUAUGUAUGAACAUGGAACAUAACUUUUAUGUCUGUUGCAUUUGAAAUAGAAAAUAGAAAUUAAGGAUGUAAAAACACUAAAACGUGUGAGAAGGUCGAGGGGCAAAGACCAAAGUACUUGCUCUUGUGCUGUUGCCAAGUGCCAACUGCACCGUUCACAGUGUCCACAAAGUUUCCUCGUGUCACUGCUUGCCAGUUCUUGCGCUCAAUGUUUAUAGCUAUGAGCACACGGUCAUAGUGAUGCAGUCAGAGCAGAAGAAUGGCGCAAGCAGAAAGAACACCGAGUUUCCUCCACUUGCCAGUGAGGGGAAAAACGUCUUGUUUCGGAUAUCUUCGGGUUUUAUUUUUUGCACUUUUUCAUAUAGCUCAGGCAAAUAAACAAGCAUUCAUCCAAUCAGACACAAUCUUAGAGGUACUUCACUUUGGUGAGGGAGGCCUCUUGCAGAUAGAGCCUGACCUUCACCUGGGUUCAUAUCAUCAAAAAAGCUCACCCUUACAGAGAGGGAACAGCAGGCCCAUACGCUUUGAGCCGCCAAUGCUGGACUUCCAUGAACAGCCUGUUGGAAUGCCAAAAAUGGAGAAAGUUUAUUUGCACAAUCCUAGUGCAGAGGAAAUAAGCUUGAUAUCUAUAUCAGCAACAACUGCACAUUUUCAUGCAUCAUUCUUUCAAAACAGGCUCUGAAUCCAGUGCACUCCUGAACAGAGGAGAUGGUGAAUGGUGUGACUGUGCUGCUCAGCAUGUUUGAGUCCUGAGAGUAGAGCAGGAAAAUCAAGUCAAAUAAGGAAGAAUGUUGGCUGGAGCAAAAACGCCCUCUUUCCACCUGGUAUUUAAACAUUUUUAUUGUUAAAGCGAUUUGUUUAUGUCUGGCUGUCAUCCAGUAUAUUCUAAAAUGAUAUCGCAUCAUGACAAGAAUCUUCAUGUUUACUGCUUUCACACCCAAGACUGACCUUAAUUGGUUGGUUACAUUUACAGUUCCAAAAGUAGCUCAGCCUUUUGAUUCCAAUCUUUUGAUUGGAUAAUUGUCAUAUUCUUUCUCUCCAGUUAAUUCAUCCCUUCUCUUCUCUCC
This is a messenger RNA of Oncorhynchus gorbuscha (pink salmon), 1101 nucleotides long. Its product is annotated as transmembrane protein 131-like. Lineage: Eukaryota; Metazoa; Chordata; Actinopteri; Salmoniformes; Salmonidae. Bases 294 to 716 code for a protein of 140 amino acids. The transcript is spliced from 6 exons. The record is from RefSeq and is a predicted model, not a curated record. Gene Ontology annotation, cellular component: membrane.